Messenger RNA from Myiozetetes cayanensis, 769 nucleotides. RefSeq names its product proline and serine rich coiled-coil 1 (gene PSRC1). The record is from RefSeq and is a predicted model, not a curated record. Gene Ontology annotation, molecular function: microtubule binding. Gene Ontology annotation, cellular component: spindle microtubule; spindle pole; microtubule cytoskeleton. Lineage: Eukaryota; Metazoa; Chordata; Aves; Passeriformes; Tyrannidae. Gene Ontology annotation, biological process: mitotic metaphase chromosome alignment.
GGGUCCCCAGGGGGGUCGGGGACACUGAGGGGGGGUCGGGCCCUGGCGGGGGAGUCCCCGCCGGGGUCGGUGGUGACCUGAGCCCCCCCGCUCCCGCAGCAGCCCCGGGCCCAGGCGAUGGCCGAGGACAGAGAUGUGCGGUUUGUCACCGAGGAGAGCUUUGACUUGGGGUCCUGUCACCCUCCGACAGGAUGAAGAGGAGGACGAGGAGAGCCCGGGCGGGGGUCCCGGCGCGGGGGCAGGGCGCUGGAGCCCCCUGCGAGGCGCCCGCCUGGAGGAGAUGGUGCGGGAGGCCACGCGCUUGGCCGCGCAGCUCGAGGGGUGUCACCUGCUCCCCGGCCCCGGGGACACCCUGGCGCCGCCGCCACCCCCGGGCACGCCGCGCAGCCCCCGGCGCCAGACGUUCGUGGUGAAGGACAGCCCGGUGCGGGCGCUCCUGCCCACCGUGGAGUCCCGGCCCGCGACCCCUGCGCCCCCGCACGGCCCCCGCCAGCCCCGGGGCCCUGCUGCCCUGCUGGCCCAAGACCCCCACCCGUCACUCCACGGCAGCACCCAAAGGACCCCGGGCUCAGGACCCCCAUCCAGCGGGGGCGCCCCCGGCCCUGCCCCCAGGGACAGGGGAGGGGCCAGGGCAGGUCGGAGCCCCGGAGUGCACGGCAGGCGCGGGGGCGCGGGGGUCCCCCAAACCGCCACCUCCACCUGCAAGGCGGGACCCCCUCCGGCCGCCUGCGACCCCCGCAAGACGGCAGCGAGCAGCACCCCCAGGUGA